AUGGCCCUCCUCCAUCACUGGACCGUUGCAACAAGCCUCGAGCUAUCCAAGGGCGACGACAAACACGACUUCUGGCAGAUCAUGGUCCCACAGACGGGAUACGAGCACCCAUUCGUCAUGAAUGCUAUUCUAAGCUUGGCUGCGUUGCAUCGAGCAUAUCUCAUUCGACCAAACAGGCACCGUCACAUGGCAGACGCUGCCGUUCACCACACGAAUGCUCUAAGGGGGUUCCAAGAAGCCCUGAGCCAUGUGAGUGACGAGAACAGCGAGGCCUUGUUUAUCUGGUCAACUCUUAACCUGAUAUACGUGUUUGGCAUCUCAGGGCGGCUGAGUGACGGCCUGGAUCCUCACUCUAACUUUCCGAGUCGCAAAGACCCCGGUCGACUUGGAAAGUUUAUGACCGUCGGUAACUGGUGGGAGAUGGAUCCAGAUGCCAACCCCAAUCCCGAAGACCAGCAUCUCUGUGAUCUGCGGAGUUGUUGGGAUGGCGCUCCCGACGCACCAACCUACGAAGAGGCCUUAAGGAUACUCAGGAAGUGCAGGCUAUUCAUGGCCCGGUUCCUGGGCGACGGAAUCGAUCCGCUUGAAGAGGCUGGGUUCAGCCGGCUUUGGUCUGGGCCUUUGCUCUUCAUCAUAUUCGCUCCCCAAGCCUACUUGACUCUUUUACAUCAGAGGCAGCCUCCGGCACUGAUCCUGUUUGCCUUUUUCGGUGCGCUGCUACACGAACUGGAUGAUUACUGGUUCCUGGAGGGGUGGGGGAGGGACAUUAUCGAGGUUAUCGACGACCUGCUGGGGAGUUACUGGAGACCCUGGAUUGCAUGGCCUUCGAAGGUUACCGGCUUGUGCUAA
Fusarium keratoplasticum is the source of this 849-nucleotide messenger RNA. Its product is annotated as Zn(2)-C6 fungal-type domain-containing protein. The transcript has 2 exons. Gene Ontology annotation, biological process: regulation of transcription by RNA polymerase II. NCBI's taxonomy places the organism in Eukaryota, Fungi, Ascomycota, Sordariomycetes, Hypocreales, Nectriaceae. The record is from RefSeq and is a predicted model, not a curated record. The coding region runs from base 1 to 849 and encodes 282 amino acids. Gene Ontology annotation, molecular function: DNA-binding transcription activator activity, RNA polymerase II-specific.